Molecule: messenger RNA, 708 nt
Organism: Suillus subaureus
Lineage: Eukaryota; Fungi; Basidiomycota; Agaricomycetes; Boletales; Suillaceae
Exons: 5
Coding region: 1-708 (235 amino acids)
Source: RefSeq, a predicted model, not a curated record
AUGUCACCAGGCCCAACUAUUGCUCAGACGCAAGCGACCUUCGUCACGUCUUUCCGCCUGUAUUGCCGCGCGCGGCGACAUCUUCUGUGGAUCGAUGACGGAUUUGCAGCCGCCGCCAUGAUGUUCGAUAUCGCCUUGAUGGUUUGCAGUGCUUUGUAUCUGAGAGGCUACGUUGUGCGACUGGCAUACUGGGGGACCCAGAGGAGGAUACUCAUCCGCAUUGCAAUCAUCUUUGGCGUUAUAUGGGCUAUACUUUUUGCACAAGUGUGGUGGACUUGUGAAUCGAACCCUAGUUGGAAAAAGCUACCACGUCCGCAGUGCCCUCUCGGCAGAAAUGUCGCGAUAGCACAGAUUGUCACCGACGUUUUAGGAGACACUGUCCUUAUCUUGGCUCCAUUUCUUCUCAUUUACAAAGCCACAUUGACGACACCACAAAGAGUCCGGGUGAUCUGCCUGUUCUCUACAUCAGCGAUCACCACAGCUGUCAGUCUCACUCAUGCAUAUUAUGUCUUGACUGUGGGAGAGCUCAAGGAGGCAGUAUCUGCCAUGUUCGAGGCGUCUAUAUCUCUAAUCGUCGCAAACUUAAGUGUGGUUGUUACAUUCUUCUUGCGCAUGCUCGCAGAUGACGAAAGGAUGUCGCGACCACAGUUGGAAUCAGGGUCGACUACUAUAGAAUUUGAAGGCGUCGGAUCCAGAGUCGACGAGUAG